CAGCAGCGCAUUCUGUAAGUCCAUGCUUCGGCUAAAAAUACUAUCAAAAUAGUCUGUAAAAAAAAAAGGCACUGGUAGUUCUGGUUGCUUUAGCUAUUUGUUGUGGUUUCUUACACUUUGAGCAGAUAUUGUUUAGGAGACUGAUAGAGUAUGGCUGAUGGUGGAGGUGUUGUUGAAGGGGAUGUUGAUGAACCUCCCAGCAUGAGCUGUCCACUGGUCACUGUUUCACAUCUACCAAACACCACUGCAGCUGGUCGUAACCUGAAGGAAUGGCUCCAAGAGCAAUUCUGUGACAAGCCUCUGGAACAGUGUGAGGACAUGCGUCUACAUAACGCUGCCUAUGUUGGAGAUCUGGACACUAUCAAGACCCUCCUUCAAGAAGACAGCUUCAAGCAACGGAUCAAUGAAAAGUCAGUUUGGUGCUGUGGUUGGCUGCCCUGCACGCCCUUACGUAUUGCGGCAACUGCGGGUCACGGCAAAUGCGUGGAUUUCCUCAUUUCUGAGGGAGCUGAAGUGGACCUGGUGGAUGUGAAAGGUCAGACUGCUCUGUAUGUGGCUGUGGUUAAUGGACACCUGGACUGUGUGAAAAUCCUUCUGGAAGCCGGUGCUGAUCCAAACGGCAGCAGGCACCAUCGAAGCACCCCACUGUACCACGCUGCACGAGUGGGCCGAGUGGACAUCCUGCAAGAGCUCAUCAGGUUCAAUGCUGAUGUUGAUGUGGAUCACCAGCUGGGCCCCAGGCCCUUGUUUAGCGCCCGCACUCUGUCAACUCUGGUAGUCUGUCCGCUGUACAUCAGCGCUGCGUACCACCACCUCCACUGUUUCCGGAUGCUUCUGCAGGCCGGUGCCAAUCCAGACUACAACUACACUGGCCCCGUGAGCAGGGAAGCUCUUGCAAGGGGCCUGGCCUCCUGUCUUUUGGAUGCAGUUCUGAGACACGGCUGUGAACCAGCCUUCGUUAGCUCGCUGCUGGACCAUGGCGCUGACCCGUGGCUGGUCCCUUGGGAUGAGCUUGACCCUGAUGCCAUGGGUCGUGUAAGAGUUAACCCUGAGGCUCUUCGCAUCUACCAGGAGGCCAGAAGACGCCCGAGGAAACUGACAUACAUGUGCCGCAUUAAAAUCCGAGAAGUCGUGGGCAAGCAGCGCCUAUCAAGUAUCUCUUCCCUUCCGCUGCCAGACACCGUCAAAAACUUUCUGCUCCAUACAGACUGACGUGACACUGCUGCUCCAUGUAGAUUGGCAGUUGUACUGGCAAGGUAAAUGGAGGUGAUGGGCAAUGUCAUCUAGAGGUUAAUGUUUUACAUGUUUGGGGUUUCUGAAGAUCGGAAGCCUUUUCUGUUAUUGCUGUUAUGCUUCAAGCUCUUUAAAGUCAAUGUGAAAGUGUUUCGCAUGCCAUUUUACUUCCGUAAUUUGACAUAUUUCAGAGUGCAACAAGAUGUUCAGUGAGAAAAAUGGAGAACUUGAUUUUAUCCAUCUGGAAUUGAUUGGAUCAUGAAUAGUGGCCAUUGCAUAUCAAAAUGUAAGUUUGAAAACUCCGUUUUCAGUGGAGGAAAACACCUUUCUAGUGAGGAUGAGAGUUGUAAAUGUAGUGACAUUUAAGUGAUUUCAAACGAAAGCGUAUUAGUGUGAACAUUUCAUAUAUCGCUUGCCUUUAUUCUUUAUCUCAUUUUAAUUUUUUUAUAGUAGUUCAAAUAACUAUAUUUAUUGGUGUCUUUGAUUAUAUUGCUGUUGCCACUGUUUUAUAAAACCUUUGCAUUGUGCUGCAGAACUCCCCUUACUCAUUGUAAAAUCACUGUAAACUCGUGGCCUCUUGUGGCUUAUUGCUUUAGCAAAAACUGUUUUUAAAGGUGAAAUCUGAAGUUACUGUGAUUGACAAGUGAAUUCCACCCAAACAGAAAUGCUUCUGUAUAUUUAAUUCCUGUAUCUCUUUAAACUGGACUUCUGUAUGUGGUGUUGUGAGUUAAGCAUGCUGGAAAAAAAGAGUUUGUUAUAAUUUAUUAUUUAUGUAAACACCUGCCUUCUGUAUUCAACAAGACUUAUCAUAUUUAUAUCAGUGUUCUUUUACUUAUAUGCUGCAUAUAACAUUACCACAUUUAACAACAUAACAUUACAUUACUUGAAUUUUUUUCAAAAUUAUUAUGAAAUCUGUGCAUUCUGAUAGACAUACAGUAUACUGUAUGUGCUUAUAUUCACCUUCAUGUCCUACUGGGAGUUGCUUUAAUUUGACCCGUAUUGUUUCAUUUCAAAACUGAAUACUGAAAUUAGAAAACCUAUUGCACAAAUCUCCCUGGUCCCACUGGUUUGUUUAAUUGUUUGUAUUUAGCUUUAUGGUUUCUCUUUUACCCUAUGGAGCUGUCGUUAUCCUUUGCCUCUCAGCAUUUGAAUUAUUGUUAAAGCUUAUGACUAAACGUUUUUAUCCAUUCAGUGGGAUCCAAAAGUCUAAGACAACUAGAACAAAUGUUUCUCUAAUGCAUUUUUCAAUUUAAUGUAAAAUUAUAUGUAAAAUGUAAUGUUAUGUACAAUUUUAUGUGUUUUUAUUAAAAAUUAUAUUAUCAGCACAACAAUUUGCUUUUGCUUUUGCUUUAAUGACAGCAUGCACUCGAGCUGGCAUGAACUCCACAAGUUUGUGCCAGACCUUAUGAUCAUGUUCUCCAGCAUGAUUUGAGAACGAUCCAAAGAGCGUCUUGUAUACUUCAAUGGAAGCAAGAAAAUUUGUACAAAGAAGUUAACAUGAUUAAAGGGAUAGUUCACCUAAAAAUGAAAAUUCUCUCAUCAUUUACACACUCUCAUGCCAUCCCAGAUGUGAGUGACUUUCUUCAGCAGAACACAAAUGAAGAUUUUUAGAAGAAUAUCUCAGCUCUGUAGGUCCAUACAUUGUAAGUGAAUGGUGACCAGAAUUUUGAAGCUCAAAUAAAGCACAAAGUCAGCAUAAAAGUCAUCCAUAUGACUCCAGUGGUUUAAUCCAUGUCUUCAGAAGCAAUAUGAUAGGUGUGGAUGAGAAACAGAUCAAUAUUUAAGUCUUUAAGCUCUGACCAAUAGGUGGCGAUAUGCACGAAGUAUGCUAAUUGCCAAAAAAACAAGAAGAAGAAUGUGGAAGUGAAAGUGAAAGUGGAGAUUUAUAGUAAAAAGGACCUAGAUAUUGAUCUGUUUCUCACUUGCAUUGAAUGGACUGGAGCUGAGAUAUUCUUCUAAAAAAAAUCUUCAUUUGUGUUCUACACGUCUGGAAUGGCAUGAGUGUGAGUAAAUGAUGAGAGAAUUUUCAUUUUUGGGUUAACUAUUCCUUUCAGGUCACAGAUUUGCCUACAUUUGAUUAGUGACCUAAAAAUAAUGCAUAAGCUUAAAUAUUUCUCCUUCAUUUUACAUUAUACUGUAACUAUUUAUUUAUUUAAAACAUUGUUUAUUUUCAGGAUUAAAUGAGAAAAAUCACAGAUUUUCAAUAUGGCCUCUGUAUAUUUAAGUAUAUAUCUAAAUAUAAACGUAAUUUUCAUUUGGCACAACAGUGAUCUAUAUUUCCCGUAAGAUCUAUCAUGUCUUCACAGAAGCACUGCCCACAAGUUUCUCAGGGGUCUUAGUAGAUAUCAUGAAGAGUUAUCAUAUCUUACCAUCCUAUAAUUGUCCCUGAUAUCCCAGAUUCCACUGAGGUUUUCCCAGAUAUCCCAUAUUUCCCAGGCCUCAUCAAUCUAGCCCAUUCCCUGUGUACAACUGCCUUUUUUCCUUGUCAAACUUUAACUUCAGUGUGCUGUGACAUUAAAACCACAUCUUGUUGAAAACCACAAACUGUGGAAAAAGCAAAGCCUGGGAAAGGCCGAGAUCUGCCAACAAAUCGCCCAGUGGACUUGUAGAGAACUGCAGUCCCUUUAUCAGUGUCUGCCCAAUAAGGGAAAGGUGCGUUCACACACUCAUAAAUGCUCUCUUGUUUGUGAAUGCCCUGUAAGAAUUUCCCCUCUGUGUAUUUU
Myxocyprinus asiaticus (Chinese sucker) is the source of this 3956-nucleotide messenger RNA. Its product is annotated as ankyrin repeat and SOCS box protein 1-like. The transcript has 5 exons. Gene Ontology annotation, cellular component: ubiquitin ligase complex. Bases 151 to 1212 code for a protein of 353 amino acids. Gene Ontology annotation, molecular function: protein binding. NCBI's taxonomy places the organism in Eukaryota, Metazoa, Chordata, Actinopteri, Cypriniformes, Catostomidae. Gene Ontology annotation, biological process: intracellular signal transduction; protein ubiquitination. The record is from RefSeq and is a predicted model, not a curated record.